Messenger RNA from Synchiropus splendidus (mandarinfish), 1245 nucleotides. It is a transcript of the gene prlhr2a, whose product is annotated as prolactin releasing hormone receptor 2a. Gene Ontology annotation, molecular function: neuropeptide Y receptor activity; neuropeptide binding. Gene Ontology annotation, biological process: G protein-coupled receptor signaling pathway. Gene Ontology annotation, cellular component: neuron projection; plasma membrane. The record is from RefSeq and is a predicted model, not a curated record. Bases 154 to 1245 code for a protein of 363 amino acids. The transcript is spliced from 3 exons. NCBI's taxonomy places the organism in Eukaryota, Metazoa, Chordata, Actinopteri, Syngnathiformes, Callionymidae.
GCAAUAACGAUGCGAGCACAGAUAUAGUGUUAAGGUGUAUGGAAAUCUGAGAGCGAGUUUAUCCUGACGAGAGAGGAAGUCGCCUGUGCAGCCUGAGCGCUGUCAGUGAGCGCCUCCACAGCGGCGGCUGACAGCGGCAGAACGCAACCUGUCAUGGAGGGCAGCGGCUGGCCGGCGGAGCUCCCCACUCCACAUGAGCUGCGUGAGGAGAGCGAGAACAACAGCCACGCCAUCUUUGAAGUGGCCCUGCAGAACGGCUCGUCCAAGCGCGGCGGCCAGUUCGCAGGUGUGGAGCUGCUCCAGUCCUUCAAGCUGCUCAUCAUCCCCUGCUACACGCUGGUGGCCCUGGUGGGAGUCUUUGGCAACUACCUGCUGCUCUACGUCAUCUGUCGCACCCGCAAGAUGCACAACGUCACCAACUUCUUCAUCGGCAACUUGGCCUUCUCCGACAUGCUGAUGUGCGCCACCUGCGUCCCCUUCACCCUGGCUUACGCCUUCAACCCCCACGGCUGGGUGUUCGGCCGCUUCAUGUGCUACCUGGUGUACCUCAUCCAGCCUGUCACCGUCUACGUGUCCGUCUUCACGCUCACCGCCAUCGGCGUGGACAGAUACCACGCCACGGUGCAUCCUCUGAAAAGGCGCCUCUCGGUCCUGGCUUGCACCUACUUGCUGUCUGCCAUCUGGCUGCUCUCCACGGUCCUGGUGGCCCCGGCUGUGGCUCACACCUACCACGUGGAGUUCAAGACCGAGGGCUUCACCAUCUGUGAGGAGUUCUGGAUGGGUCAGGAGAAGGAGCGGCUGGUGUACGGCUACAGCACCCUCUUCAUCACCUACCUCCUGCCUCUGUCGGCGCUCAGCAUCUCCUACCUCUGCAUCUCCGUCAAGCUGCGGAACUGCGUGGCGCCGGGCCACCUCACCCAGAGUCAGGCCAAGGCCCAGCGGCUGCGCAAGCGUAAGACCUUCCGCUUGGUGAGCCUGGUGGUGGCGGCGUUUGGCGUGUGCUGGCUGCCCAUCAGCGUGUUCAACGUGCUGCGUGACGUCGACAUCCGCCUGAUCGACAAGCGCUACUUCCUGCUCAUCCAGCUGCUGUGCCACCUGUGCGCCAUGAGCUCCUCCUGCUGCAACCCUUUCCUCUACGCCUGGCUGCACGACCGCUUCCGGGCUGAGCUCCGGAAGAUGUUCACAUGUCGCCGACGCAUCGGCAUCUCUGGCAACAACUGUGCCACAGCCAGCGUGGCCUUGUGA